This is a messenger RNA of Tachysurus vachellii, 4959 nucleotides long. RefSeq names its product genetic suppressor element 1-like. NCBI's taxonomy places the organism in Eukaryota, Metazoa, Chordata, Actinopteri, Siluriformes, Bagridae. Bases 146 to 3664 code for a protein of 1172 amino acids. The transcript is spliced from 16 exons. The record is from RefSeq and is a predicted model, not a curated record.
GUGCUGUGCUGCUGGGAUGAGGGAGAAGAUCAAGUAAGCAGCCGUGAGUGUGGUGGUUUGUUUUUAAUAAUAGAAUAAAGACUACACAGGACAGUGUUGUAUGCGGAUGACUGGAUGCUGAAGGUUUUGGCAUAAUCCAUUAGGCAUGAGCCAUGAGCCAAAGUCGCCAUCGUUAGGAAUGAUCUCCACGGCAACACGCACCACGGCGACCGUCAGUCCUCUCACCCCCUCCCCCAUCAGCGGCACAGUUCUAGCCAAUGGGAACACUGCUUCCCAGUCCGCUCACUCCGGAUUUGCCGCUGCUCUCCGCAAACUGGCCAAGCAGGCGGAGGAACCCAGAGGCCCCAUCAGUGGCGAAUCUUCUCCUGUUUCCUCUCCAGCCACCAAUCACAGCUCUCCAGUGGGCACACCCAAGCGGGUUUCAUUAGUGUCAGGGCCUGGUCUUGGGGCUCCUUCUGCCACCCACAGUGUGUCGAGUACGCCACCCGUGGUCACCAUCGCUCCUACAAAAACAGUCAAUGGAAUGUGGAGGAGUGAAGGGAGACAGGCUGAGGCUGCAUUGAGAGGGCCUGCUCGAGAGCGGCUGACCUCAGACCCUCCUCCUCCUCCUACUGCGACUCAGGAGAAGAACGUCUCCUCACUUCCCCCUCACAUCAUGGGAGCACCUUAUCCUUUUGGCCUGAACCCCAGUGCAGUAAUGCAGGAUCCUCGUCUACAAGCCCUUAAUUUAUCACGUCAGAUGCCUCAUGUUCUGCAGUCGGGGGCUGUGCCAGUUGGUGCAGUGCCCUUGGGGGCGGUGCCAGAGGAAUACCUGCGCAGUGGGUUCCGCCCCUAUGGUUCUGCUGAAGACUUGAGAUUAUCUUCACUCCCAUUAGGGCUGGACCCCGGGUACUUUCGCUCAGGAUACCUGGCCUACCCUGCCCUAUCGUCAUACAGAAUGGAUGAGUCCCUCUGUUUAUCUGCCCUGCGCUCACCCUACUACCAGCUGCCAGCGGGGGGAGCCGUGCCCUCCCUGCAUCCCAGCACUGCUCACCUCCACCUGCCAGGGGUGCGCUACCCUGCAGAGCUCAGCCAUCAGUCUCUGACAGCCCUGCAGAGCAAGAGGCUGCAGAUGGAGGACAAGCUUCGCCAGCACGAGAGAGAGCGGGAGCGAGAGAAGGAGAGAGCUCAUGAGGCAGAGAGAGAAAAAGAGCGUGAGAGAGAGCGAGAGCGAGAGAGGGAACGAGAGCGUGUACGAGAAAGGGAAAGGGAGGAGGAAAGAGAAAGAGAGCUGGAGCGACAGAAAGAGAGGGCAAAAGAGAGGGAAGUUCAGGUGGUUCGGGCCAUGGAGAAGCAUGUCCUGAGUCAGGAGCUACACACACACACACACACACUCUCUCACAGGCAGCAGAGAGAAGACAGAGCCAAGCUAACACCAAACCGAGCAGAGAAAACCAAAGAUCCAACACUCCUGGCCCCAAAGCCUCUGCAGCCUGGCCUGUAUCCCUCCCCUGGUGGUCCCGCUCCACUCCCAGUGCCCAGCCUGGUGCCCACCCCUGGAGAGAGGGUAGGGCCGGGUGCUCUGCUCCUCCAGCGCCAGGGAGAGGAGGAGAGAUGGCUGGCACGGCAGAGAAGGCUGAGAGCAGACACAGCAGACAGGCAGGGCCUGAUGUCUGAGUGUUCACAGCACAGCACAGAGCCAGAGAUACAGGAACCUCAGACAGACUCACAGAGGCCUCACUUACUCCACCAGGACUUGAACAACAGGGAGCUACCUCACCACCUGAGAGCACCACCUCCUCUCAUCUCCCCCAAACCCAACCCUCCUAACCCUCCCACCACUCUCUGGAAUCCUGUGUCCCUCAUCAACUCUCCCUCACACCCGCGUCGGGCAUACGAGCCUUCUUUCCCCCCAAGCCGUCCACCUCCAGGACUUACUAAACCUGAGUGCACAGACAGGAGCCUUCCUCAGAGGACACCUGGCCUCCUUGAGCCCAGCUCCUUCCUCACAGAGCAGGAGAAGUCAAGCCAGAGUAUUGUGAACAAGCAGAGGCUCUCUUUUUCACUGACUACUCCCUUUGGAGAGCUGAGAGGAACCAAAAGAGCUGGAUCCCCUAUCAGAGUCUUCCCUCAGUGCCCCGCACGAGAACCAACACUGGUGUAUGAUAACGCACUGCAGCAACACAGAACUCUUCUGAGCAAACUCGACCUGGAGGAGAAGAGACGCAGAGAAGCCAGAGAAAAGGGUUAUUACUAUGAGCUGGAUGACUCUUAUGAUGAGAGUGAUGAAGAAGAAGUAAGAGCUCACCUAAGGAGAGUGACUGAACAGCCUCCUCUCAAACUGGACCUGUCUAAAGAGAAACUGGACUUCCUGGCUGUAUUUGGAUUGAAAACACUGUCCCAGCGAGACGAGCUGUUGGAAAGGAAGAGGAAGAAGAGGAGAAAGAUGAUGAGGGAGCGUAGCCCUUCUCCGGUACCUGCUCAGAGUAAACAUCAGACUCCGCCCACACACACGCCCACCCUGUCCACCCGCUACACACCCGAGGAGAUGGACAGGGCACCUGAACUAGAGAACAAGAAACAUUUCCUCAACAUGUUCAACCUCAACCAUGUCAGCCAAGAGCAAAGGAUAGAAAAAGAGAAAGUAGUGAGUCUACUAGAUGCCAUCAAAAAGAAAACCGUCACUCUGGACACACUCCGAUACGCUACGCACACACCCUGCUCCAGCCCUCCAUCUACUGCCUGUGAUCCUACAACACCCUCCACACCCUGCCAGACAAACGGAGAGCCCCAACCAAAUUCCCGUAGCGUCACUCCUCCUGGACCUACCAGACAUCUUUACAGUGUCAGCCAGGCCGACCUUCACAGGCCUUCACAGCUAUCUGACCACUCGCGCCCUAAAGAGCCUCCUCCACUCGCCCCGCUGCAGGACCAGUCUCGUUUGGGAGAAGCUCCGCCGAUCAGGAGAGCACCAAGCCUUCAGAACAGCUCCAGACCUCCUCUCCCUCAGCUAAAGGAGCGGCCUCAUGGGCUCAAUGGCCUGACUGACCACAGCAGGUCUCGCCCCUGGGAGAGCCUCAGUGCUGAGGAGUUUGCACAACACUUCCACCAGUCUGUACUGCAGUCUACACAUAAAUCCCAGCACAAACCCAAAGCAGGUGUGUCAGGAGUUCCUGAGCCAAACCACAAGCUCAACAACAUUGUACGUUACAACCUGCCAGAGCACCAGAGGGCGCCAAACAGACUACCUUACUCUCAAACCAAUGGCCACUCCUGCCAUCCCGCAGUGCACCAUGAGUCAGGGCUGAGUGAUGAGCGAUCUGCUGAGGAAGACUCCACUGAGGAGGAAGAAGAAGAAGAUGAUGAAGAGGAGGAAGAGGAGUACAGCCACAAAUGGAAGGGUAUUGAAGCCAUAGUGGAAGCUUAUCAGGAGUACAUGGAUGAGAGGGAUAUAGAAAGUGAGGUUCUGCAGAGUGAGUGUAGGAGAAUGGAGGCUCAGCACUAUCACCUGAGUGUUACAGCUGAUCAGCUCUCUGUCACUAUGGGGGAGCUGUUGGCACAGAGGCAGCGGCUGGCGCUUGACAGGGAGCGAAUGCAGGCUGAGCUGGAGCACUUCAGGAAGUGUCUGACGCUGCCUGCCCUUCUCUUACACAGAGGUCACUAUAAAGGACCACCCCCAAGGUGAUCCCUCUCACCCUGCCCACUAACAAUUAGGGAUCUGGGCAAAUAACACCCAGUUCCUCACCUGAGACUGAGAGCCCAGAGCUGCACUGAAGCCUGAGGGUGAGGAGAACUGGAUGAGGAUGAAGCUGAGCUCACUGCACAGCAGGAGGAUCGACUGCAGCCACUCAAUAUUACACAGUGGUUUAACAACAUAAAGAGACGGUCAGUCACAACGAAACAGCGCUGCCGCUAUUGGACGUCUACCUUCAUCUCCAGCUUUAGAUUUCUGUGUGCUAGAAAUUACAAAUAGCAAAUAUUACAACCAAAAAAAAAUCACCUAGCUGCUGUAGAACUGGACCGAAAAGAAGACUGACAGAUCAUACGACGAAGGUGCACACGCUCAAGCUCGCAUCCUUUUUCCACGUCACUCGGCCUGAAUUUCAACGUACACUGCUCUUAACACUGUGGUAUAUGAUGAGUGGGAGAUUCAGAACGUUCCUUAACUGAUAGAAGCAGCUUUGAAAUUUAAAUAUCAUAGCUUUAAAAGUGAACAAAAAAACAAAACAAAAAUUUGAAUAGCUUUUGUACUAUUCACGAAUCAAACUAUUUUCUUUGGAGCUCAAUAUUAUUCCAACGCCGAAGAUUUGAAAAUGAGAAGCCAGCUGGUUGUGGGGGAAUGAAGGAGAGAAGAAGAGAAAAAUGAAGGAAAAUGUAUAAAGAAAGAAAAACAGGCAUGUGAUGUGAACACAGCGCUAAUGCACAAUGUCCCGCCGUCAGUAAAGCUCAGGCUCGGUCUAACCCAGUGAUAUUUCUUCCUCUGAUGAGCUGUAAUCUGAAUUCCUCUCUUCUCCCUUAUGCAGUUAUAUUUGUUCUUCACUUGGAGCCACAAUCUGACAUGUGAAGUGCCACAGUAUUACCUGCUGGUCGUUGCUGUACACAAGCACUUACUGACUUGCUGCAUGAGCGUUCCUGAAGCGUACAGCAGUGUACUAAAUGCAGUGAAAUGUUUACACACUGUGUGUUCUCGCCACAGAAAAGCAUUCCUGUUCCCAUCAUGCACUAGGCACAAUACAAGGCAACAAGGCCAGUGAUGUGAACUGAUGUAAUUCUUUAUAACGAAGUCUGUAAUAUAAAGGACAGCGGUUUUUAAAUCUUGUUAAAACUAGGCAGAAAGCAGAGCUACAUAUUAUUAAGAUGAUGAUGUAAGAUUCCCUGAUAUUUUAAUGCUGUGAAAGUUUUAAUCGUACCUUUUUUAUCUGGAUGAAGUGUGAGGUAAUAUAUUAUUUGGUGAAUGUAGUAAUAGUUAUUUAUGAGCUU